CUCUCUAUAAAAGGACUAUUCAAAUGAAUAAUUAAACGCUAUCAUACUUGUCCUCCAUAUAAUAAUAGGUAUGCAAAACCAACAAUUUCACCAUAAUUGUAGGCUUGACUUCACGCGGUCAUGUUGCACUACGAGUUCAAACGAACGCCCUUCCGGCAGGUUCUUUGGGAGUUCUGCAAGGAGAAUGGUGUUCUAGCCGUACGAUAUGCCGCUGACCGAAGUUUGCUCAAGAUCGAAAGAUCCUGGUGGAUGCUUUGGAUCGCGGCAGCGUUCGCAGCCUGUGGCUUCUCGGCGAUCCAGAUGUACUACAAGUGGGACGAACACCCGGUGGUCAUCGUGUACGCUCCAGAGUUCGCCCCGAUUUCCACGGUUCCCUUUCCAGCUAUUACCAUGUGUCCACUUUCAAAAGCUCGCGUAGAUCAGUUCAACCUGACUCAGACUUACGAGCUGUCGCAGAACGGAACAUUGCUAGACCGGGCUCGUAUAAAAAAGUUACGUGCGCUGGCUCACGUGUGUCCGUACACUCGUCUUUGGCAAAACUUUAGCCAAAGCGAGGAUGAAACCGUAAUCAAGAGUCUUCGGAAUAUGUCCUUCGCGAAGGAAACAAUCGCACAGUGGUGCAUGUGGCGCUACAAAGUUGUGAAUUGUAGUGACAUGCUAACGGAAUCUCUGACGGAAGAUGGAAUUUGCUAUACCUUUAACGGCUUGCCGGCAAGCAAACUGUAUCGUGCUGAUAUAAUUUCUCCAGAUUUUCUACAGUUUGAAAGCUCUGCCGCGACUGACUCCAACUGGACGCAAGAUUCUGGCUAUGCAAGUAACGCAGGUCUCAACGCCUAUCCGUAUCGCUCCAUGGGGAAUGGGGCUAUAUCGGGAUUGUUCGUGGCGUUGUCCGUACGGACCAUCGAUCAGGAGUAUUUGUGUAGUGGUCCCUACACUGGCUUCAAGAUCGUUGUCCACACGCCGGACGAGGUUGCCAUGAGCGGGGAUUGGUUCUUCCGGUUGAACAACGAGGACGAUAUCGCCCUUACCUUCACACCAAACGUGAUGUACACCUCUGAAAAGCUACGCAAUGCUUCCCCAAUAAGACGCAGCUGCUUCUUCGACAACGAACGGUACCUGCGGUUCUUCAACAGCUACAACCAGGCAAACUGUGCUGCGGAGUGUAUGGCGAAUCUGACGCUCCAAAAGUGUGGCUGCGUCAAGUUUUCGAUGCCUCGUACGGCGGACAUGAAGAUUUGUGACGCCAGCAAGAUCGAGUGCUAUCAAAACAUCCUGAUUGAGGCGUUCGACGAAGAGAUCCGGCACGCGAUGCAGGGAAUGAUUUCGCUUUGUGGAUGCUAUCCGGCUUGUAACAGUGUAGAGUACCGGGUUGAGAUCUCUCGGAUGCCGUUCUACUUCCAGGAGCUGUCGCGAGCCGCGGGAGCGGCGUUCGAUAAGUACAAGGGCUACGACAUAGCGGUAAUGUCGAUGUCCUUCAAGCAUCGCCAUCACCUCCCGAUUUGGAGGCGUGAGAUGCUGGGAGUUACCGACGUGAUCGCUGAGUUUGGAGGACUGUUCGCGCUGCUGUUAGGAGCUAGUGCUAUGAGUUUGUGUGAAAUAUUAUACUACGCUUGUAUACGACCGCUGCGUAGAGAACGGAUCCCCCGGCUGGCGAUCAACUGGAUGUAUGUGCUACCGUGGGCGGCACGGCAGAAUCCGUUCCGGACUCGCAUGAACCAACCGAAAGACUGGUGA
This is a messenger RNA of Culex pipiens pallens (northern house mosquito), 1734 nucleotides long. RefSeq names its product pickpocket protein 28-like. Gene Ontology annotation, biological process: sodium ion transmembrane transport. The transcript is spliced from 4 exons. Gene Ontology annotation, molecular function: ligand-gated sodium channel activity. Gene Ontology annotation, cellular component: membrane. The coding region runs from base 121 to 1734 and encodes 537 amino acids. NCBI's taxonomy places the organism in Eukaryota, Metazoa, Arthropoda, Insecta, Diptera, Culicidae. The record is from RefSeq and is a predicted model, not a curated record.